AUGGGGGCCCUUCCGUGGCUGCUCCUGCUCUCACUGCUCCAGGAAGGCAGCCAAAGGAGAUUCUGGAGACGGUGCGGAUCCCAGGAAGUGGUCGCAGCCCUGCAGGAGUCCAUCAGCCUCCCCCUGGAGAUACCAUCUGAUGAAGAGGUUGAGAACAUCAUCUGGUCCUCCCACAUAAUGCUUGCUACUGUGGUACCAGCGAAAGAGGGACAUCUAGCUGCCAUCACCGUGACCAACCCUCGCUACGAGGGCCGAAUCUCAGAUACCAUUCAGAGAAGGCCUCAGCUUCCUUCUGCCUCCUGACCAAGGCAUUGCUCCUCCUCCUGCUCUUGGUAA
Messenger RNA from Eptesicus fuscus (big brown bat), 336 nucleotides. RefSeq names its product SLAM family member 9 (gene SLAMF9). NCBI's taxonomy places the organism in Eukaryota, Metazoa, Chordata, Mammalia, Chiroptera, Vespertilionidae. The record is from RefSeq and is a predicted model, not a curated record.